AUGACAAGUUCCCUCAAGGUCGCAAAUUAGCAUAAUGACGUAGUUCUCUAGCGAAAACCGAAGUGUUUUCCUCUUCUCUUUUCCAUUUUUCUGUUCUGUUUCUCUGCUUCUCUAUGCCUCUUGUGACGUGGCUCGUCACUCCGAAAUAGUCUGUUUUGAUUGAUUGACAAAUUACUUAUCAUCUCAAACGUAUAUUGCUUUUUUCUCAUUUAUCCAAUCCGGAAGUCUUUGAAUUAGCUUUAGGUAUUAGCUCGGCAAAUUUCUGGUAAUGUCGCUCUACCGCAAUCACAAUUUUACGUCAUAAAAGGAACAGCAAGCCGCUCUCCGUUCCAAGCCGCUUUCCGUUCUAACCUUGAAAGCGCAAGUAGUCGCAUUUCUGUACAUUUCAAAACGCAUACUGUUGUUUUCGCACCCACUCUUAUCAGUUCGACCUCAUCCGGAAACAUACUUGUUUACCCGUAAACAUGCGGUUCAGUUGUAUACAGUUACAUUAAUGAGUAGGUGUCCUCGACGCACCGCCCAUUCGAAACACUCCUUUCCUCACUUUAAUCUAUUCGUUUUCUCUCUUUCAAUCGUUUCUCUCAUAAUGCCGUUCAAGAUGUCUUCGCUGUUCGAUCGAAUCCACGAGGAGGCUCAUAACUGAAGGAGAAAAUCAAGGAGAAGAGCCGGAAAAGAAAGGCGCCGACUGCGGAAGAAGCCAUCGGAAAUCUGAAGGAUGCGGAGGAUCUUCUGGUGAAAAAACAGGAAUACUUUGAGGAACGCAUUCAGCAGGAAGUCGAGAAUGCCAAGAAGUAUAGUAAGACGAACAAGAAGAUGGCACUCGCGGCGCUCAGAAGAAAGAAGCAUCACGAAUUGGAGUUGAGCCGAAUUGACGGGGUCAGUCUUAGCUGAACAUAAAAGAUUUGAUUUUAUGAUUUUUUCAGGUUCUCACUAAACUUGAGGCUCAACGAUCUGCCCUCGAGAACGUGGGCAUCCACAACGAGGUGAUCGACGUGCUCGGAAAGACGAACGAGACGCUGAAGAAGGAGCACGCGAAGAUGGAUCUGGACAAGGUGAACGAUCUGAUGGACGAGAUCGCCGACGGGUUGGCCAUGUCCGAUGAGCUGUCCGACGCUAUUUCUGCACCAAUCGGAGACGUCGCCGACGAGGAUGAGCUGCUGCAAGAGUUGCAGGAAUUGCAGGAUGUGAGUGCUGGGGAACGAAUCGUCUGAGAGUGACAUUUUCAGAAUGUGGCCGACCUUCCCUCCACCUCCAACAUCACUCUGCCCGAUGUUCCAACCGGCCUUCCGGAUGCCCCGACUGGCGUUCUGACCCGUGGCGGACGCGCCAAAGUCCGCAAGAUGGACACAAUGGAGGAACUGGAGCAGUGGGCCGCCGCCAACUAA
Caenorhabditis sp. 36 PRJEB53466 is the source of this 1385-nucleotide messenger RNA. NCBI's taxonomy places the organism in Eukaryota, Metazoa, Nematoda, Chromadorea, Rhabditida, Rhabditidae. The record is from the annotation of a GenBank genome assembly.